This is a messenger RNA of Cryphonectria parasitica EP155, 1380 nucleotides long. RefSeq lists its product as uncharacterized. The transcript has a single exon. Lineage: Eukaryota; Fungi; Ascomycota; Sordariomycetes; Diaporthales; Cryphonectriaceae. The record is from RefSeq and is a predicted model, not a curated record. The coding region runs from base 1 to 1380 and encodes 459 amino acids.
AUGAGAUUUACCGCAAUCAUUGUUGCGGCCGUGUCCGUGGCCGCCGCCCACGCGGCUGUCGUGUCCGAGCUGGCGGACAAGCGUGAGGCCGACCCAUGGUGCCUCUUCCACGGCGAGGGCUGUUGGAAGCGUGACGUUGCCGCCGCCCCUGCCCCCAUCGUCGCCAAGCGCGAGGCCGCCCCUGUGGCUGAGGCCGAUCCCUGGUGCCUCUUCCACGGAGAAGGCUGCUGGAAGCGCGAGGCCGAGCCUGAGGCCGUCGCCGACCCCGAAGCCUGGUGUCUCUUCCACGGCGAGGGCUGCUGGAAGGAGAAGCGCGAGGCUGCCCCUGUCCCCGCCCCCGCCGCUGAUCCUGAGGCCGACCCUUGGUGCCUCUUCCACGGCGAAGGUUGCUGGAAGGAGAAGCGUGAGGCUGCCCCCGCCCCCGAGGCCGACCCUGAGGCUUGGUGUCUCUUCCACGGUGAGGGCUGCUGGAAGGUCAAGCGCGCCGUCUACGCCUUUGCCAACGCUAUCCGUGGCGCCGCUGGUAUCCCCGAGUCCCGCUCCGCUGAGAUCUCCAACAUGCGCGGUGGGGCGGCCUACAAUGCCAAGCGCGCCGUGCAGGACAUCGCCACCAUGAUGGCUGGCCGCACCUCGGAGCCUCCUGAGUUCCUGAAGCAGCUCUUCAUCCUGGAACACUUCGGCCCCGACGCCAACAUCACCGCCUUUGGCCCUCCUCCCACCGACGCCGACGCUGCCCCAAUCUCCACGGACGAUGACUCAACCACCACCAAGCGCGAUGCCGACGCCGAGCCCUGGUGCCUGUUCCACGGCGAGGGCUGCUGGAAGCGCGAGGAGACCGCCCUCCAGGCCCGUGACGAGGCCAGCGACGCGACCCGCAGGUGGUGCCUCUUCCACGGCGAGGGCUGCUGGAAGCGCGACGCCGCCCCCUGGUGCCUGUUCCACGGCGAAGGGUGCUGGAAGCGGUCCGAGGAGGCGGGCAGCAGCGCCGCCACCAGCCUGGCCACCCGCGACGCCAGCCCCGCCGCCGCCGCCUUCUGCCCCUUCGAGGGCUCCAGCACCUGCUACGCCUCCAAGCGCGACUUCGCCGCCGCCGACAAGCGCGCGUGCAACCAGCCCGGCGAGGCCUGUGACGUCGCCCGCCGCGCCGCCGAGGCCAUCGUCACCGAGAUCGAGAGCUGGGCGCCUGCCAAGCGCUCCGCCGAGGACGUCGAGGCGCGCUGGUGCCUCUUCCACGGCGAGGGCUGCUGGAAGCGCGACGGCAUGGACGAUGUGGUCGCCCGCUGCAAUGCCGACGACGGUGCCUGCUCCCAGGCCCGCCGCGACCUGGGUGCUAUGCACACCGCCGCUCGCAACCUGCUUGACUACCUCAACGAGGAGUAG